AUGGGUCUCACAUGCAAGUAUAAUUCUUUGCUCUUCCUCAUCUUUCUAGCCUUUGCCUCAAAAUAUUCACACGGACGCAGCAGCAGCUCGCACCAGUGCCUCAACGAUCAGGCAGCAUCACUGCUGCAGCUGCAGAAGGAUGUCCUCAGCCGCAACUCCUCCACUGUCACGUUUGAUGAUAACUCAUCGAUGAAGGUGGCAAAAUGGGACAACGAAACCGACUGCUGCUCGUGGGAUGGGGUCACAUGCGACCACUCUGGCUACGUCGUUGGCCUCAACCUCAGCUACAGCAGCCUCGCAGGCGACAUCGAUGCCAUAUUCAACCUUCACCACCUCCAGCAUCUGAAUCUGGCUGGCAACAACUUCCAGCUCACUCCAAUUCCUUCAGGUUUCGAGAGGCUCUCGAACUUAACUCACCUGAAUCUCUCCUUUUCCUGCUUCUCUGAUCAAGUUCCAGCCGGGAUUUCCAGUUUAGUGAGGCUUGAAUCCCUUGAUCUCUCCACCGUCUUCUUCUGUGAGCUGCCCCCGACUUUCAAUGAUCCGGACUACAACCGCAUAUUUGCUAUUGAGGAGAAACAUAGGCUGAGGCUCGAGAAACCAAAUCUUGAGUCCUUUGUUAGAAACUUGAGUGCACUAACAGAGCUCAACCUUGAUUAUGUUGAUCUUUCAGCUCAAGGCUCGAGCUGGUCUCGAGCGCUGUCUGUGCUUCCUAACCUUAAAUUCUUGAGUUUGUCAAACUGCAAGCUCUCGGGUCCCAUCCACACUUCUUUUCAAAAUCUCAAGUCUUUAAACACUCUCAAGCUUAAUAGCAACAAUCUCUCCUCAGAGGUGCCCCAUUUUCUAGUCAAUUUUCGGGAUUUGCGAGUGUUGAAUCUCGCUUCAAACCAACUUUAUGGGAACUUUUCUCCAAACGUUUUCCUGCUGCCAAGAUUAGAAGCCAUUGAUGUGAGCAGAAAUCCUUCCCUUUCAGGCAAACUACCUGAGUUUCCUUUGAAGAGUUCAUUGAAAUUGGUUUCUCUGUACGAGACAAGCUUCCGUGGAAAAUUGCCAGAUUCGAUUGGGAAUUUGGAGUCUGUGACAAAUUUGCUUCUCUACACCUGCAACUUUUCCGGUCUGAUCCCACCAUCAUUUGCAAACCUAACCAGUGCAACUGAAGUAGACAUGAGCUAUAAUAGCAUCGAGGGCUCAAUCCCAAGUUUCAGGUCUAGCAGUCUCCCAAAACUUCAAGACCUCCGUUUAUCUUUCAAUCGCCUCACAGGCUCCAUAGAUCCCCAUAUUUUCACACUUCCAUCCCUGAAAGUUCUGUACUUGAACGAUAACCGUUUGAGCGGAGAACUCGGGGAAUUUUCAUCCUCCUCUUCAGUACUGGAGAAGGUGUAUCUAAAUGGGAACAAUCUGAGUGGUGGAAUACCAACGUCGAUGAGUGAGAUAACAAGUCUCACUUAUCUUUCACUUGCCAGUAACAGAUUCACUGGCUACAUGAAGCUGGAGGCUUUCAAGCAUCUCAGCAACUUGACGAGCCUCGACCUUUCAUUCAAUAGCUUAAACAUCAAAAACGAUGAUCCAAAUUUGAUGUUUCCAAGCCUGGAUGAACUAAAGUUGAGCAGAUGCAACUUGACAGAGUUCCCGACUUUCCUCAAGAACCAAGAACAGCUGAGGACUUUGAAUCUUUCAAACAAUGAAAUCCAAGGGCAUGUUCCUGACUGGUUGUGGACUAGCUAUCUAAAUGAGCUGGAUCUUUCAGACAACGAGGUUGACUUUCCGAAGGAAUCUAGUCAAGUAAACACCACAUUUUCUCUAUCAUUAGGUAUACUGGCGAUGCGAUCCUGCUCUGUUUUCAAGUUUCCGAAGUUUCUGCAGCUGCUAGACGGCCUAUGGUACCUUGACCUCUCCGGAAACAAAAUAAAGGGACAAGUACCCAACUGGAUUUGGAAGAGCACACUUCAAUACGUCAUCCUUUCACACAACAAUCUUGAAUCUAUGGAAGAGUUCCUCCCCAAUGUCUCCUUGACUUCGUUGACAACCCUUGAUCUUCGAAGCAAUCUGCUUCAGGGAUCACUUCCGACUGGGAUCUGCAAUAUGAGCAGCCUCUCCAUUCUCGAUGCUUCUCAGAAUAACCUAAGUGGAUUGAUCCCCGAAUGUCUAGGCUUGAUGUCCAAUCUAACUGUCUUAAACCUGCAGGGGAACAAAUACCGGCAAAUCCCAACGGAGUUUGCAUUAGCCAGCAGCCUGAAGUCUCUGAAUAUCAACAACAAUCUCUUGGAAGGGAAACUGCCGCGGUCAUUAGAAAACUGCAAAAUGCUCGAGGUGUUGGAUCUUGGGAAAAACAUGAUCACAGAUGUGUUUCCCUUCUGGCUAGAGAAACUUCCCAACUUGAGAGUUCUGGUCUUGAGGAACAACAAUCUACACGGUCAAAUACAACUUCCAAGGAGAAACUUCUCGCUCCCGAAACUGGGAAUAAUCGACUUAUCUUCCAACCAGUUCACUGGAGAUUUGCCAGGAGAAUUCCUCAGCAGCCUGGAUGAGAUGCUGAUGAACAACGAAAUCAAGUCUGCAAACCUGAAAACUAUUGGGCAGUAUGAGUACUAUCAAGAUUCAGUGACAAUCAUGAGUAAAGGAUAUGAGAUGGUGCUUGUGAGGAUACUGACCAUUUUCGUAUCUCUUGAUUUGUCCAACAACAGGUUCCAUGGCAAGAUCCCCAGUGAGAUUGGGAACCUGAAAUCACUGGUUGUCCUCAACUUGUCAAGAAAUGGUUUUGAUGGAAGAAUCCCUCCAUCGCUUGGGGACUUGGUCGAGCUUGAAUCCUUAGACCUCUCGACCAAUAAACUCUCCGGAGUAAUUCCUCAGCAGCUUACCAGCCUGACUUUCCUUUCCUUUUUUAAUGUGUCGAACAACAAUUUGACAGGGCUUAUACCAAAAGGAUACCAGUUCAAUACCUACACAAAUGACUCCUAUCUCGGGAACGCUGGAUUGUGUGGAGAGCCACUGUCAAGAAGUUGCUCGCAGCCUACUGGAUCCGCGCUACAACCUCCAUCACAGGGUGACGACUCAAGAAAUGAGAGCUUAUUUGAUUGGAGAUUUGCUGGAUCAGGUUAUGCAAGUGGAAUAGUUGCUGGACUUGCACUCGGUUAUGCAUUUUUACCAGAUUUCCAAUAUCAUGAAGGCCGUUUGCAACUCAAAAAAAAGAUCAGAAGACGAGGAAGAUCAUCAACUUAA
Molecule: messenger RNA, 3216 nt
Organism: Salvia splendens (bonfire salvia)
Lineage: Eukaryota; Viridiplantae; Streptophyta; Magnoliopsida; Lamiales; Lamiaceae
Product: receptor-like protein 7
Exons: 1
Coding region: 1-3216 (1071 amino acids)
Molecular function (GO): protein binding
Source: RefSeq, a predicted model, not a curated record